Molecule: messenger RNA, 3125 nt
Organism: Dendronephthya gigantea
Lineage: Eukaryota; Metazoa; Cnidaria; Anthozoa; Malacalcyonacea; Nephtheidae
Exons: 4
Coding region: 240-3125 (961 amino acids)
Source: RefSeq, a predicted model, not a curated record
UUUUAAAUUACAAUCAAUUUCCGUCUUCGUUCAAAUAUAUCUACAUCGUGAGUAUCUUCUGCGAAUUUUGGUACAUUUGUGUGAAAUUUUAGCCAUGUAUUGAGAUAAUCGCUUUCAUGAUUUGAAAAGGUUUUAAAUCUACAUUUCAGUCCAUCUGUCCGUUGUCCUUUCCGAGAUUUUACCAUGUAGUGGAAUCAUCGCUUUGAAGAUUUGAGAAGUAAUUCGCACUGUCUAAUGCCAUGGCUUCUAACGAGCUGGAAGAAAACGCAAAUUUUAUAAGACUCAGUAAACUUUUAGUUGACAAAGGAACUGAGGCUUUGAGAAAUACAUUUGACGCCAUCCAUCCAGCUGUUAGUUUACCCAGAGUUCUGGCAGCAAACAAAACAUCUCUUCAAAAGUUAAAACCUCGAGUUAUUAAUAAUUCCCAGUGGGAUUUACUGUUUCCUCCGUCUGGCAACCCGCCAGAUUCCAAAACCUUUGAUAUCACAUUACUUACAGUUCUAUUCCGGAACAUUUGUGGUUUUCCAUCAACAGGAUGGGAUGUAAUGCCUCCGGAUACUGAUAGAUCAACGCAGGCGAAUAUCACAAGAAUCAAGUGUUACAGAAAUGAUGUUUUUGCACAUGUACCAUCCACUAGAGUUCACAAUUCAACAUUUGAGUCUUUAUGGAAGAAAAUUGCGCAGGCGAUAGUAGAAUUGGGCGUUUCACAGAGUGAUGUCGAUGAUUUAAAAAAAUGUCCUCUUGGGCCUGAAGAAGAAGUGUAUGUGCAAAAGCUUAAAGAUUGGAAACUGCACGAAGAUGAGUGUAUUAAAAUGCUUGCAACAAUGACACAAAUCGUUGAAGAAACCCGCGACGGAGUAAAUCUACUAUGCCAGUUUUUGUUGAAGAAAAGUGAGAAUGAGAUCCCGCAAACUUCCCUCAAGGGCACGCUAUCAAUACCCGAGGAUGCCAAUACUGAAAAAGAAUUCUGCAAGGAGAGUGGUGAAGAUGUAUUACGAAAACUUGCCAAACAUAAUUUCAAGAGUAAAAUUCGAAGAAAAGUUAAAUUUUUCCUACCUGGAACGAGAGAGUGGUUGUUAAAAGAAGUUGACGAGUGGUUUUGUAGCAGUGAUAGUGAUUCAAGAAUAAAGUUAAUAACCGCUGGACCAGGAUUUGGUAAAAGCGUGUUUGCCGCUAAAAUCUGUGAAGAUUUUGAGAAGAAUGGAAAGCUGGCUGCUUGUCACUUUUGUGAUUUCAGUGAUUCAAACCUAAGAGAUCCUAUGGUGAUGCUGCAGUCUCUCGCAAGUCAGAUGUGUAAGAGCGUCCCUGGCUUUAAAAAUGAGCUCCUUGAUCAGUUAAAGCGACCUCAUCAAGUCAAAAACCUCAGAGAUGGUUUUCGAAUAUAUUUACAAAAUCCAUUGGAUCAAUUGGAAAUAAAAGAGCAACGUUUAGUCGUGAUCGAUGGCUUGGAUGAAAGUGCUGCUGAUAAUAAAAAUGAAAUUACUCAUUUGAUUGCUGAAUAUUUUCCUGAUCUUCCCGAGAAAAUCAAAAUCUUGGUGACGAGCAGGCCAGAGAUUUCCGUUGCUGAUCUAAGACUAAGAGACGACCAAAAGACGAACAUUGCGAAUGUUAACGCCAACAAUAACUCAGAUCUUGAACUUUAUUUUAAAGAAUGUCUUCCAAGUUUAGUUGGCAGGGAAGUUAAUCAAAGUGAAGUGACCCGUGAUUUGUAUGAGAAUCCAUAUCUUCAAUUUUUUUUGCAAAAUAAAACUAUUUGUUUACUUUCCAUUUUUGUUGCCAAAUGCCAGGGCUCAUUUCUCUAUGCAUAUCACUUUCAGUCUGGGCUAAAAGCUCGCUAUGAUCUUGAGAAGAUAACAAAUAAUGACGUCAUGGAGUUUCUCCCAGAAGGACUGCAUUCUGUUUACGAACGAUAUUUUAAACGCCUUGAAGACGAGCUUAGCGACAUAAAACAUGAAAAGUUUGAUGUGUUCAAAAUUUUGGAAAUGCUGCCUGCUUCCGAAAAAUAUCUUCCCCUCACUUUCGUCGCUCAGGCUUUUGGUUUAGCUCCAGAUUGUCGCGAAACGAAAGACAUCAUCAACAAAAUUAAUGAUGCCGUAUCGUGCUUGUUGUAUGUUUCAGAUGACAUGUUAACCGUUUUUCACAAGUCUGUUAUCGAUUGGCUUCUAGCAAAGGGCUAUAAAGAUCACCAGUAUACUGUCAAGGUUGAUGAUGGACAUAGAUCGCUUUGGCUUUUAUGCGAGAAAAUUUUUGAAGAAAUUGAAGAUGUACCUGCUCGCUCAGGACUUGAGUUGUACUUUACUAAUGACGUGGAAUACGCUCUGAAACAUGGUUUAAAACAUCUAGAAAAGUGUAAAAUAGAGGAAGGCAAAAUCUUGAAGAAAGCCGAGUUGGCACUGUUACGAGAAAGAAUUGCUUGGACGCGUAAACAACUAAGCGGAGUGGAUGACAACAUCGCUACUCUUACAGAAGAACUUUGGUUAACUUUUGAAGAAAAACAUUUUGCUGUUGCAAAAAGAAUGAUAGAUGCUUCUUUUACGCGUACCUUUAAUAAAGCUCGCUCAACACAGAUCGCCAAAUACACAAGAUUGACGUCCGAAAGAUCAAAAGAUAAAAGAAGACAAGAAGAUUUGGCUGUUGACACUCUAAGACGCACUGUUGUUAACCAAAGUGCGCGAAAACUUAUGCCGGUUGAAGAAGAAGUCUUGGCAUUGGGUUUAAAUUUCGCUGUUGUACCACACAAGAUUCCUAAAGAAGAAAUCGUUCAACAUCUGGAACCAAAGUUGAAUCAUCUCAGAGAUGAUAUAGCAUCCAACAUUCGUGUUAAAGUAACUGAGGUCUUGCGACGUACAACUUUACCCAAGUCUAAUCUUUCCAAGGAGCAGAAGGAUGCAGUGAGGAACCUAAGGGCAGAUAAGUCUAUACAUAUUUUAAAGGCUGAUAAGGGUAAUGCUACGGUUUUAUUAAAUCGUGCAGAGUACGAAAGUAAAAUCCAUGCUCUUCUUGAAACUCCAACAUAUAAAGAGCUAAAACGUGAUCCUACAGCCAAUAUUGAACGUAAAGUAUGUUCUAAACUAUCUGAACUUAGGAAAUCAGGUAUUUGUCUCAAAACCUUCAUGAUUAUUUGA